AUGGUGAAUGCAACCAGACAUGUCUCAAUAAUAUUGUCUGGGUACAUGGAUUUAGGGCAUAUUAGAUAUUUUUAUUUUUCUGUGAUAACCCUGCUAUAUCUAGUAAUAAUAUUUGCAAAUACACUGCUUAUUGGUGUGAUCUUUAUGGACAGGACACUGCAUGAGCCAAUGUAUCUGUUCUUGUGCAGUUUGUUUGUUAAUGAAUUGUAUGGUAGUACAGCUUUGUUUCCAGCUCUGCUAGUUAAUGUCAUUUCGAACAUCCAUGAAGUUUCUCUUACUUUUUGUUUCACCCAGAUUUUUUGUCUGUAUACGUAUGUCCUAAUAGAGUAUUUAAAUUUAGCAGUUAUGUCCUAUGACAGACAUAUGUCAAUUUGUCAUCCCUUGCAUUACAGUCAUAUUAUGACUUCAAAAAAAGUUUGUAUGUUAAUUGCGCUGGUAUGGCUUUACUGUUUUAUUCAAUUUUCAAUCCUCGUGUCUUUGAAUUUACGAUUACAGUUGUGUGGCAAUGUUAUUGAGAAAGUCUGGUGUGACAACUAUAUGCUGGUAAAACUGGCAUGCUCAUUUACUCCUGUUAAUAAUAUUUAUGGACUGUAUGUUACUUUCACAACAGCUGCUCUUCCAUUGUUUCUAAUCUUAUAUUCAUAUGGCAAAAUUUUAAAGAUUUGUUGGAAUUCUAACAAAGAAACCAAGCAGAAGGCUUUGAAUACAUGUGCACCACACAUAGUGUCAUUGCUUAACUUCUCUGUGGGAUGUUUCUUUGAGGUGUUCCAAAGCAGAUUUGACAACAUAAAAAUGCCCGCUUUUCUCCGUACAUUUAUUUCUCUUUAUUUUUUAAUGUGUCAACCACUUUUAAAUCCUAUUAUGUAUGGCAUGAGAAUGACGAAUAUUAGAAAGGCAUGUAAAAAAGUUGUUUUUGCUGUCAAAUUAUUUUAA
This is a messenger RNA of Chanos chanos (milkfish), 933 nucleotides long. RefSeq names its product olfactory receptor 142-like. The transcript has a single exon. The record is from RefSeq and is a predicted model, not a curated record. Gene Ontology annotation, molecular function: odorant binding; olfactory receptor activity; G protein-coupled receptor activity. Lineage: Eukaryota; Metazoa; Chordata; Actinopteri; Gonorynchiformes; Chanidae. Bases 1 to 933 code for a protein of 310 amino acids. Gene Ontology annotation, cellular component: membrane. Gene Ontology annotation, biological process: detection of chemical stimulus involved in sensory perception of smell; G protein-coupled receptor signaling pathway.